This is a messenger RNA of Hepatospora eriocheir, 270 nucleotides long. Lineage: Eukaryota; Fungi; Microsporidia; Hepatosporidae. The record is from the annotation of a GenBank genome assembly.
AUGAAUAAACAUGAAUCCUCUACAAAAGAGACCACUCUUAUUAAAGAUGAAAAUAAAAAGGUCUUAUCAUUGGCUGAUUGCUCUGAUAGAAAGAAAGUUUUUAUAAAAGAGAGAACAUACAAUUUUAAAACAUUAGUUAAUUAUUUCAAUGAAAUUAUUGCAAAAAAUCAAAGGAUGGAAAUGAGAUUAAAUGUAAUUAAUCAAAUAAAAGCUCAAAAUUUAAGAAAAGUUUAUCAAAAAAAUAAUAAAACUGGUCGUAUUUUAUUUUAA